GCACGCUGUUCGUGAGCGGCCUGCCUAUGGAUGCCAAGCCAAGGGAACUGUACUUACUCUUCAGGGCCUAUGAGGGUUACGAGGGAUCACUGCUAAAAGUCACAAGCAAGAACGGGAAGACAGCUUCGCCGGUGGGCUUCGUGACGUUCAACACUCGAGCCGGAGCAGAGGCGGCGAAGCAGGACCUGCAGCAGGGCGUACGGUUCGACCCCGACAUGCCCCAAACGAUCCGCCUCGAGUUUGCCAAAAGUAACACGAAGGUUAGCAAGCCGAAGCAGCAGGCCGCGACCGCUGCGGGCACCCACCCGACUCUCAUGCACCCACUCACAGGACACCUGGGCACGCCGUUCUUCCCCGGCGCGGCAGAGCUGUGGCACCACCCGCUGGCGUACUCCGCGGCGGCGGCGGCGGCCGAGCUGCCCGCGGCGGCGCUGCAGCACCACGCGCACGCGCACGCCGCGGCCACGCUGGUGCACCCGGCGCUCCACCCGCAGCCGCCGAUGGCGAUGGCGCACCCAGCUGCGGCCGCGGCGUUGACCUCCAUCCACGCGUCGCUGCCGCACUUCCUGCCAUCGCCGGCGCUUGCGUCGCCCGUCGGAUCCUCCUCGUCGCAGCCGGGCGUCAGCAACGCCCCCUGCUCCACGCUGUUCGUCGCCAACCUGGGCCAGUUCGUGUCCGAGCACGAGCUCAAGGAGCUCUUUAGCAGCUUCCCCGGCUUCUGUCGCCUCCGCAUGCACACCAAGGGAGGGUCCCCCGUCGCUUUCGUCGAGUUUCAAGAUGUGCGCUGCGCUGCCCAAGCCAUGGCCAACCUGCAGGGCUCCUUCUUGCUCUCCUCUGACCGGGGAGCCAUUCGUAUCGAGUACGCCAAAAGCAAAAUGGCAGAGGGACCCAAGGGAGAAGAAAAUGGACAAUCUUAAUUAUCCUUACCUCCAGCUGAGCACCUGACAUGAGCAUCAGCAACCUGGCUCUGGUGUUGCUAUGCCCUCAUAGGCCUGAAUUCUUGAAGACAGCGAGGCAUCUUGAUUAAAUAUGAAUACAUAAAAUGGCGCACACUGUGCCAUUGCCAUAGGUCAAUCUGUUAAAAUCUUAAAAUUUUGUUAUUUUAUUCUUCUUUUGAUUCAUCAAUAAGAAUAUUA
This is a messenger RNA of Schistocerca serialis cubense, 1136 nucleotides long. RefSeq names its product protein couch potato-like. Gene Ontology annotation, molecular function: mRNA binding. The record is from RefSeq and is a predicted model, not a curated record. The coding region runs from base 27 to 917 and encodes 296 amino acids. Lineage: Eukaryota; Metazoa; Arthropoda; Insecta; Orthoptera; Acrididae. The transcript has 8 exons.